GCUGAGCAGGAUGUUUGCAGGCCACCGUCCAUUGUGGGCUCCCACAGACAGCAUCCCGCUCGGAAUCUGUCCCUUCUGUUUUGCAGCUUGUAGUCCUUCAUGCACGGGCUCUGGGCCAUAAAACGUGGGGAUCCAGACUCUGUCUACUCAAGCUGCUCUUGAGGACAGGCCCUGGGAACAGGAGCUGAGACCAGGCCAAAGAGAACCCAAGAGAUGAAGGGCCUCCUCAUGCUAGCUUGGUUCCUGGCUUGCAGUGUGCCUGCAGUGCCAGGGGGCUUGAUAGAACUGAAGUCCAUGAUUGAGAAGGUGACUGGGAAGAAUGCCAUAAAGAGCUAUGGCUUCUAUGGCUGCUACUGUGGCUGGGGCGGCAGAGGGACCCCCAAGGAUGGCACUGAUUGGUGCUGUUUGAUGCAUGACCGCUGCUAUGGGCAACUGGAAGAGAAAGGCUGUAGCAUCCGGACCCAGCCCUAUGACUACAGAGUCACACUGGGCCUAGUCAUCUGCGAACACGGGUCCUUCUGUCCAGUGAGGCUAUGCGCCUGUGACCGGCAGCUGGUCUACUGCCUACGGAAAAACCUCUGGAGCUACAACCCUCAGUACCAGUAUUUUCUCAACUUCUUCUGCUAACGCCCUCCGUGUGCUCUGGCCUGUGGGUGCCUCCCACCGUGGAGGUCCCCCUCUGCUGUAUCCCUGAUGCGUCCCCGCAAGAUCUUGGGUCUGUCUUCGUCUGUGUUCCACUUGGCUAGACAGAGCCCCAGGGCUACCCUCUCUUCUUCAGAGUCCUAGGGAAGGGACUCCAGUCUAGGCUUGGCAAACUCCCAGGAUGGCUGAGCCUGCACUUGUGAAGUUGGCUCUGGGCCCUGGAGCUCCCCCACUGCUCCAGGCAAACAUCGUGUUGAUUUUUCUUUCAGUUUCUGGAACUGAACUGUCAUUACCGCCCUCCAGGGACCUUUAACCAGAGGAGAAGCCAAAUUAACUCUAUAAAUCUGCUAUGUAGAUAUUAAAUAAAACCCAUUUUCAAGGCUAGUAAAACACCACCCCAGCAUUUCCUCUGACAGGGCUGGGGUAGGAUUGCUCAUGCCUUUCUAACCCCCUUGAGGCAUCUGCACGCAUUCUAGCCCUCAGGCGUGGAGGUCAGGAAACCUCCACAUGGCUUCUUAGAUGCCUUUCAUUUUCUUAAACCUUAGGGUCCUUCAAGCCAGACCUGGGGCUCAUGUGUUAGAGGCACAGGUUGGUGCCACCUGGGGCUCCUGGCUACAGAGGGCAGCGUUCAGCUCCCAGCCCUGGCUUCUGCAGCUGUGUGGCCCCAAACCUCUGGACAGACUGAAUCUCUCUGCCUUUCCUCAAAACAUAAAACAAGACUCCUUAAGGGGGGGGGGGAGCAUAUUGGUGCACUUCCCUAAUCCUAGCACCUGCAAGGUGGAGGCAGGAGGAUCAGGAGUUGAGCCUCCGCUUCGUCACAAGUUGGGUAGUCUAAGACUACGUGAGACUAUGUCUCUGAAAGGAUCGAUUAACUAACUAAAAUGAGGCUCCUGAAGCUCUCCCGUACAGAUACACGGGUUCUGGGCUUCUGAGAUGUCGCUGAGUGGGAAAAUGGUUUAAAUAAGAUUCAAGGGAGCUGAAAGUACAGAUAGUGACUGCCUGUUUAUUUUUUUCAACAAGUUAAGGGCACUGAAAAAAAUCCCAACUCACCUAUCACUCUAUAAAACAUAGAGCUUUCUCACACCAACAUGACAUGAAGAAAAGAUGUGUUCAUCCGUAAAGAGGUGUCCUUCCCGAGGAAGGGUCUGUAGGCUUCUUCACACACAUCUCUAAAAGAUGCACAGGACACAU
Psammomys obesus (fat sand rat) is the source of this 1833-nucleotide messenger RNA. RefSeq names its product phospholipase A2 group V (gene Pla2g5). Gene Ontology annotation, molecular function: calcium ion binding; phospholipid binding. The transcript is spliced from 5 exons. The coding region runs from base 214 to 627 and encodes 137 amino acids. The record is from RefSeq and is a predicted model, not a curated record. Gene Ontology annotation, biological process: arachidonate secretion; lipid catabolic process; phospholipid metabolic process. Lineage: Eukaryota; Metazoa; Chordata; Mammalia; Rodentia; Muridae.